Molecule: messenger RNA, 4601 nt
Organism: Malania oleifera
Lineage: Eukaryota; Viridiplantae; Streptophyta; Magnoliopsida; Santalales; Ximeniaceae
Product: receptor-like serine/threonine-protein kinase ALE2
Exons: 18
Coding region: 569-4156 (1195 amino acids)
Biological process (GO): protein phosphorylation
Molecular function (GO): ATP binding; protein kinase activity
Source: RefSeq, a predicted model, not a curated record
UCUCUACCCACUGGUUAACAGCACAUAUCUUAACUUCUAUUUCUCUCUCUGCAUGUCUCUCUCCCUCCAUAGUCCAUGACCCACCAAGCUCCCUCUCUCCCUCUCUCAUAAAGGAGGCUGUUACUGGGCACUGUGGGUCUGUGAGUGCUGUCUCUGUUUGGUUUCAUUUGGGUUUUAUUGGUCAGUUUUAUUGCCUUCGAUAACUCAUGUCAGUGGAAACGGUUCUACCCUUCAUUGCCAUCGUCUUACUGCUGUCCAAUUUUUCUAAUUGGGAGCUUAAGCUCUGGCAAACUUAUUGCUUGGGGUUUUCUCACCAAGACCGUUUUGGGCUCUCCGUUCAACUCCUCUUCUUCGUUGCUUCUCCUGACUAUUUGUGGGUCUUUUUUAAUCUAGCUAACCUCCCUUGUUCUUGCUUCAACUCACCCAUCUUUUUAUUGUCACUAAUUUUUUUUUCUCCGAUUUUUAUUAUUUCGUUCCUUUUUAAUCCCCUUCCCCCACUUGCAUCGUUGAGGCCUGAGGGUGGUUGCCUGCUUGUUCUUGGCAAUUUUAGAAUUUGGAAUUACAUGGGAUGAGAAUGAUGAUGCCAGUGAUUUGGUUGCUGAUGAAGCUCAGUGCCCUUUCUUUGAUUAUUCAAGGAUCUGCAGUUGAAUUUCUCAGGGCACCAUCAACUUUUCCUGCAAUUUCUCCCAUAGAAGAAGGUGAACGUGGUAUUGUCCAUCAUGAAAAAUCAUUCAGAAGCAACGUACCAAGUGCAGCAUCUCAGCCAACUGUUUCACACUCGCCACUUCUCUUGUCUCCUUCAGAAUCUGCUCCGACACCCCAAAAGAUUAAGGUUUCUACAACAUCACCAGCUUAUGCUUUAGCUCCUCCACCCAAAACUAUUCAAGCAAUUGUGCCAUCCAAACCACCAACAGCUCCACAAAGAAAGGCAAAUGAUUACAGAGCUCCUGUGUCCAGGCUGAUUGUUUCAAUACCAGUUGCAUCACCUUCAACUUCAACUAAAUUCACACAAAAUCCACCAGUCAUCCCACCAAUCAUGCCGGAAACACUGCCACCAUCUCCUCACCAAAGAAAGGUACCAGAAAAUAAGGCCCCCGUCUCAAAGCCAAUUGCUUCUGCAGUGCCAGUUGCACUACCGCCAACGAAAUCCCAGCAAGACAUCCACUCAAUCAUGCCAAGACCAAGAGUGCCACCGUCAAUUUUACCUGUACCAGUGGCACCAGCUCCCCACAAAUCACAGAAUUCACCAGCCAUCCACCCAAUCAUGCCUUCAGAACCUUCAUACUUUUCACCAGUCCCUGAUGCAUCUCCAUCAUCAACUCUUUCCCCAACCAUCCAUUGGAAAAGAGAUAGAAUACCAGUUGCAGCACCUCCAAAUGAAAUAAUGAAUAGAUCAUCUCUUGUUCACCCUUCUCCUUCUAGAGGUGGAGUUGUCCCUACUGCUCCUCUGCAUGCUCCAAGAUUACCAUCAAAGAGUAGACGAAGGCACCAUGCUCCUUCACUGCUGAAUCCAGAGGCUGAUGUAUCUCCUACAUCAACUCUUUCCCCCAGCAUCCAUUGGAAAAGAAACGGAGUACCAGUUGCCGCACCUCCAAAUGAAAUAAUGACUAGAUCAUCUCUCAGUAAUCAUUCUCCGACCAAAGCUCCUUCAAGGCACAAAGCCAUGAGGCACAAAGCCAUGAGGCACUCUUAUCCUGCUCGUGCUCCUUUUUCAUCUACAGUAACUCCUCCAAACAAAGAAUCUCAUCCUCCCUUAUCUUCUCAGCCAGAAUCAUUUUAUUGGCACCAUAGCAGAAAGAACAAAAUCCCCAGCCCUGCUCCUGCAUCAUCGUAUCUGGGUUUUAAGCCGGGUUCAACACAAAAAGGUCCAGUAAUCCCCCCUGCUCCUUUGCAUGCUCCUAAAUUACCAUCACACAGUGGGCGAAGGCACCAUGCUCCUUCACCGGUGAAUCCAGACUAUACUGUCUCCCCAUCUCCUUCCAUCUCUCCACCCCGUGUUUUACCUGAACCUGCACAUUCACCAUCUUCAACAGCUUCAUCUGGUCACACCAAAUUUCCCUUUCUUUCCCCUAGAAUUGCUCCUUCUGGUUCUUCGCUAAGGAAUCCAAAGACAUCACUCAUGCCACCAUUUCAAGGAUUUCCACCUCCACCUCCUAACGAAGAUUGUACAUCAAUUAUGUGUACAGAGCCAUUAACAAAUACUCCACCUGGGUCUCCUUGUGGCUGCGUCUGGCCCAUGCAAGUUGCACUGCGACUCAGUGUUCCUCUUUAUACCUUCUUCCCUUUGGUUUCAGAAUUGGCCCAGGAAAUUGCUGCUGGUGUUUUUAUGAAGCAAAGUCAAGUCCGUAUCAUAGGAGCCAAUGCAGCCAGCCAGCAAGCAGAGAAGACAAUCGUCCUCAUUGAUUUGGUACCCCUUGGUGAAAAAUUUGAUAACACCACCGCAUUUUUGACAUAUCAGAGAUUCUGGCACAAGCAAGUUGCCAUCAAGGAUUCCUUUUUUGGUAAUUAUGAGGUAUUAUAUGUGCACUAUCCAGGUCUACCCCCCUCACCACCAAUGGUACCUUCUAGCCUUACUAUGGUAGAUGAUGGGCCAUAUUCUGGGCAUGAUAAUAAUGGGAGGACGAUACAGCCCCUGGGAGUUGAUGUGCAAAGCAGACGGCAUAAGGAUGGGCUUAGUGGCAGCAUUAUUGCUAUUAUAGUUUUGUCAGCGAUCAUUGCUGCUGUUUUAUUUUCUGCGGCUGCCUGGAUUUUACUUUUCAGACGUAGAGAUUGUGUUUCCCAAUCGGAGCAAACGCCACUGGCUUUUCUACCUUCCCUUUCAAGACCAUCAGGUACUGCUGGGUCUAUGGUUGGAAGCAUGGCCAGUUCUGCUUCAUUAUCGUUCGCAUCUAGCAUUGCAACUUAUGCAGGAUCUGCUAAGACUUUCAGUGCUAGUGAGAUUGAGAGAGCCACUGAUAACUUCAAUGCUUCUAGAAUCCUUGGGGAGGGUGGCUUUGGGCGUGUUUAUAGUGGUUCUCUUGAAGAUGGGACAAAAGUGGCAGUCAAGGUUCUCAAGAGAGAUGAUCAGCAGGGUGGUCGGGAGUUUCUGGCUGAAGUUGAGAUGCUUAGCCGCCUUCAUCACAGAAAUUUGGUCAAAUUGAUAGGUAUAUGCACGGAGGAGCGCAGCCGCUGCUUGGUUUAUGAACUCAUUCCAAAUGGCAGCGUGGAAUCUCAUUUGCAUGGAGUUGACAGGGAAACUGAUCCAUUAGACUGGAGUGCCCGGAUAAAGAUAGCACUUGGUGCUGCUCGAGGUUUAGCCUAUCUGCAUGAAGAUUCAAGUCCCCGUGUCAUUCACAGGGACUUCAAGUCCAGCAACAUCUUGUUGGAGCAUGAUUUUACGCCGAAGGUGUCUGACUUUGGUCUGGCUCGAACUGCUAUGGAUGAGGAAAACAAGCACAUCUCAACACGCGUUAUGGGAACCUUCGGAUACGUCGCUCCAGAGUAUGCUAUGACGGGGCAUCUUCUUGUGAAGAGUGAUGUUUACAGCUAUGGAGUGGUCCUUCUUGAGCUCCUAACUGGAAGAAAGCCUGUAGAUAUGUCACAGCCACCUGGUCAAGAGAAUCUAGUCGCCUGGGCCCGUCCGCUCCUGAUAAGUAAAGAAGGGUUAGAAAUCAUUGUGGACUGUUCUCUAGGACCCAAUUACCCUAUUGAUAGUGUUUCUAAAGUGGCAGCCAUUGCUUCCAUGUGUGUGCAGCCCGAGGUAUCUCACCGCCCCUUCAUGGGUGAAGUUGUCCAGGCCUUGAAACUAGUAUGCAACGAGUGUGAUGAGACAAAAGAAACGGGAUCAGGAAGUUGUAGCCAAGAGGACCUCUCCAUUGAUUUGGACACUAGGGUCAGUACUGGUUCAGGAAGGUUGCUGGAUCCUUUACAAUCACAGUACUCGGUUCCUAACUAUGAUUCUGGUGCUGAUGUUGAGAUGGGGCUUUCGGUUUCAGAUAUAUUCAGUACAUCAGCUAGAAUUGGGAGGCAGGCAUCUGGGUCAUUUAGAAGGCACUCUAGUUCAGGUCCUCUGAGAACCGGGAGGGGCAGGCGGUUCCUGCAGGCAAUGAGAAGGUUAUCUAGGGGUAGUCUGAGUGAACAUGCAGUCAUGUUCAGGUUUCAGCCAGGAUCCCAUUAAAAGUUCUGAAAAUUAUUUUUUGAGAAGAAUGGAUUUUAAUUCUUCUACGAUUCUGAAGCAGGCAUGCGGUUAGUCAUCCAAGCAGAAAUGGCUUGUUUGGGUUAUCGAGCUGGGAAAUGAGAAAAGCCAUUGAUGAAGAGUGACAACUUUUGCAGCCAUUUUGGAAAAGAUUCAAAUCCACGUUGGAAUAACCUCAAUAAGCAGUGAAAAGGGCAUGUCUUGAUCAAAGUCUUUCAUUGUCAAAAACUCGAACUUCUGGGGUUGUGAAAUCAAUGCUAAAAUGUAGGAUCUUUGGAUUGGGGCUGCUAGAAUUUUGUUGUAUUGGCAAUCCAAUGAUGUGUGUUGAGAUCAAGGAAAGGUUGUGUUUCUAACAUGUACAUAUUGUAUUUUUGUAUCAAGAAACGGUCUUCCCUUUUUCAAAGCAGUAAAUUUUUGCAUGUGAUAA